UAGGAAACAAGGCCCAACCCGGCUUGUUUCACCCCUAUCAAGUGACGGGCAUAUUUCUGGUCGUUUGAGAAGAAGCGUAAAGCAUGACCGUGGCACCAGUAGCAGUAAAAUACUAGUUUCAGACUUGCAGUGAUUGAAAGAGAUAUAAUAUGGCGAAUUUUAGAUCUCGGGCGAUAAUUAGAGAAGAAGAAUUAUCGCGGCUUCUCGACAGCCGUCUUUUUCACAGUACUUAAGAUGAAACAAGUUUUCAAGACGGAGCUAGGGCUUUGGUUACUGUUCCAUUUCCACUCUGAAGACCACUCCUCUCUGGCUCGAUGACGAGCAAGCGCGCUUACAAGCUACAGGAAUUUGUGGCACACAGUUCCAGUGUCAAUUGCCUCAAAAUUGGAAGGAAGUCGUCGAGGGUUCUUGUCACAGGAGGGGAAGAUCACAAGGUGAACCUGUGGGCCAUUGGCAAACCCAACGCUAUAUUGAGCCUGUCUGGUCAUACGAGUGCAGUCGAGUCAGUAAGUUUUGAUUCUUCGGAGGUUUUGGUGGCAGCAGGAGCAGCAAGUGGCACAGUAAAGCUGUGGGAUUUAGAGGAGGCAAAGAUUGUUCGCACACUUACUGGGCACAGAUCAAAUUGUAUAUCAGUCGACUUUCAUCCCUUUGGGGAAUUCUUUGCAUCUGGUUCUUUAGAUACAAAUCUUAAGAUAUGGGAUAUCCGAAGGAAGGGAUGUAUCCACACAUACAAAGGCCACACCCGAGGGGUCAAUGCCAUCAGAUUUACCCCCGAUGGCCGCUGGGUUGUUUCUGGUGGAGAAGAUAAUAUUGUGAAGCUGUGGGAUCUGACUGCCGGAAAGCUAUUGCAUGAUUUCAAGUGUCAUGAGGGCCAGAUUCAGUGCAUUGAUUUUCAUCCCCAUGAAUUUCUGCUGGCGACAGGUUGGGAACGUUUUGUGUUUAAUGUAGUAAUCUGAUUUAACCUCUAGGUA
Messenger RNA from Macadamia integrifolia, 971 nucleotides. Its product is annotated as katanin p80 WD40 repeat-containing subunit B1 homolog KTN80.4-like. Gene Ontology annotation, molecular function: protein binding. Gene Ontology annotation, cellular component: katanin complex. The record is from RefSeq and is a predicted model, not a curated record. Gene Ontology annotation, biological process: microtubule depolymerization. Bases 315 to 956 code for a protein of 213 amino acids. The transcript has 6 exons. NCBI's taxonomy places the organism in Eukaryota, Viridiplantae, Streptophyta, Magnoliopsida, Proteales, Proteaceae.